CCCCCGGCUCCGGCCCCGCCCCGGCACGGCACGGCGGGAUGCAGCAUCUCCAGCACCGGGACGGAUCCCUGCUGCAAUGAGGUUUGAGUCUUGACAUGAAGACAUUGACAAGAAGAUCUGCAGAGAGUGUGUGCUUCAGCCCUAAUUAACUGUGUUAGAAGCUAAGCUUGACUAAGGAUCAAAGUCAAGAGACAAAGAUGGCCAUCUGUUGGAAGAGCUGCUUCUUCACUCUUAUAUUGCUUCCCAUGGUUACAGCAACACAUUCUAACUGCAUAAUUAAAAAGGAGCAAGAAACCUGUCUGGAGAAAAUACGGAGGGCAGCUGCCUUGAACCCUCUUAAUGACUCUUCUCCAGGUUGCCCAGGAAUGUGGGACAACAUUACAUGCUGGAAACCUGCAAGUGUGGGUGAAAUUGUCUUUGUCAAGUGUCCUGCUCUGUUCAGAUUUAUCAUCUCUGAAGACGGUUGGGAAGUAGACAACUUGGGGCAAACUCAUGCAGGUGAUUAUGACCUGCUGGAAAGCACAGCCGAGACUCCCCUAGGGGACAUCAGCAGAAAUUGCACUGAAGAUGGCUGGUCUGAACCUUUUCCUCAUUAUUAUGAUGCCUGUGGCUUUGAUGAAAAUGAAACAGAGUCAGACAACCAGGAUUACUACUAUCUAUCCGUGAAGGCGCUGUACACAGUUGGAUACAGCACGUCCCUCGUUUCCCUCACCACUGCCAUGGUGAUCCUGUGUCGUUUCAGGAAGCUUCACUGCACUCGGAACUUUAUCCACAUGAACCUCUUUGUUUCAUUCAUCCUACGUGCAAUAUCAGUAUUCAUUAAAGAUGGAGUUCUUUAUGCUGAGCAAGAUGGCAACCACUGUUUUAUCUCCACUGUGGAAUGCAAAGCAGUGAUGGUGUUUUUUCAUUACUGUGUCAUGUCCAACUACUUCUGGCUUUUCAUUGAGGGGCUGUACCUUUUCACGUUAUUGGUAGAAACCUUCUUCCCAGAGAGGAGGUAUUUCUACUGGUACACCAUUAUUGGCUGGGGCACCCCGACAAUUUGUGUCACUGUCUGGGCAGUGCUGAGGCUUCACUUUGAUGACACUGGCUGCUGGGACAUGAAUGACAACACUGCCUUGUGGUGGGUGAUCAAGGGUCCCGUGGUUGGGUCAAUCAUGAUAAACUUUGUGCUUUUUAUUGGCAUCAUUGUGAUACUUGUGCAGAAACUCCAGUCACCUGACAUUGGAGGCAAUGAAUCCAGCAUUUAUUUCACCCUCCCUCUUCCUCCCAGAUGCAGCUGCAGUCCAUGCACAGGACACAUGCGCAGCUGCGUUCAGAAAUGCUACUGUAAGCCUAAGAGGGCUAACCAGCACUCUUGCAAGAUGUCAGAACUAUCAACCAUUACCCUGAGAUUGGCUCGCUCUACACUACUGCUUAUCCCCUUGUUUGGAAUUCACUACACCGUGUUUGCUUUUUCUCCGGAAAAUGUCAGUAAGCGGGAGAGACUAGUGUUUGAAUUGGGACUGGGAUCUUUCCAGGGUUUUGUUGUUGCUGUUCUCUAUUGUUUCUUGAACGGGGAGUUUCUCCCUAAAGGUGCAAUCAGAAAUAAAGAGAAAAUGGAGGAGCUGGAAAGUCAACCGGUAUUUUGCUGUGGAUUUCAAACAUCGUCAUCCUUCUCUAGCGAGCAGCGGAGUGAACGGGGGGACACAACUCUCCAUUCUGAGCAAGAGCAGCUCUCAGAUUCGGAUGUCCAGCAUAAAUGCGGAGAAUCUAGCGACAUGAGCAGCUAAGGAAAACAAAUCAAUCAACAAGCAAACCAAAAACCAUCACUUUAAAAAGAAAACAAAAAA
Molecule: messenger RNA, 1832 nt
Organism: Meleagris gallopavo (turkey)
Lineage: Eukaryota; Metazoa; Chordata; Aves; Galliformes; Phasianidae
Source: RefSeq, a predicted model, not a curated record